Trematosphaeria pertusa is the source of this 2298-nucleotide messenger RNA. RefSeq names its product Metallo-dependent phosphatase. The transcript is spliced from 3 exons. Lineage: Eukaryota; Fungi; Ascomycota; Dothideomycetes; Pleosporales; Trematosphaeriaceae. The record is from RefSeq and is a predicted model, not a curated record. Bases 33 to 1886 code for a protein of 617 amino acids.
CCAUAUCCAUCCUCCGCCAUGAUAGCCUCGUGAUGGCUUCCGCGAGCGACAUCCUCACACUCGUGAGCUCACUGGCUCUGCGAGUCAGUAUCUACAUCUUUUUGCGAUGGAUUCCGACCACGAUCGCCCCUCCACUCGCGACCGCUCUGACCCUAGUCUACCUUCCAUCAUUCUUCAUCAGCCUUCAGGACACGGCCCCCUUUAAGGUGAUAUCCGACGAACUUGACAUAAUCGUGAAGGAGACGGUCGCAAGGGGCAGCUCGACCUCUGACUCCUCGGAAGAUAUUGAGCUGAUAGAAGGCGUUGAGGAUGGACCACUGCAAGAGCUAGACGUCGAGGAGACAAUUCAGUAUGAGGAGAGGAAGCCGAAGAUACUGCGGACGCUGCUUACGGGCAUGCCGAGCCCCUCUUCGCUGCUAUGGUCCUGGGUUACGUUCGCUAUCAAUGUGACAUUGAUUGUGAUGGCAUUGGACAUGGUCUACCGCGCGCCCAUGUUCCACUCCUGCCAUCAUGCGUCCUUUGGCCGUCUAGGCUAUAUUUCCGAGCACACCGCCAACAUUCUAGUGCGGGAGCCGUAUGCGUUCGACGUCAAAGUUCUCUACCGGUCGAUCGAUGAGCCAAAUCGCUCGUGGAUGCGAAAGAUACUCCAUUCGAGCCAACCGGAUUACUGGACGAAAAACGAAACUGAUUUUACCGCAGCCAUCUCUCUGGACCAUCUGCGCUCGGACACACCGUACGAGUAUGUCAUUGAGACAUCAAGCGGUAACACGACAGGCACCUUCAUUACCGCCCCUCGCCCCGGGCGCGUCUCAUUGCUCAAAGACGGCAAAUACACCUUUGUCCACUCAAGUUGCAUCAAGCCCCGCGUCCCAUACACACCCUGGCAGCAUCCGCUUGAGUUUCCCGGAAUGGCGCAUCUUGCCCGCUGGUUGCCUGAACUCCGGCCCUACUUCAUGCUCUUCCUAGGAGACUUCAUAUACGUCGACGUGCCACAACGGUUAGGCACGGAGGCUGAGCACUACCGCCGCGAAUACCGCCAGGUUUACUCGUCCCCGUCCUGGCCCGCAGUGAGCAAGAACCUACCCUGGAUCCAUGUCAUCGAUGACCACGAGAUUGCGAACGACUGGAAUGGUAACAUGACCGGCGUGGCUGUCCCCGCGUAUGACGCCUUCACUCAUUACCACGUCGCAGUCAAUCCGCCCCCGCACCGCAAGGGACACACGUACUUCAGCUUCACGCAGGGUCCAGCCCAGUUCUUCCUCGUAGAUACUCGCCGCUACCGAAGCCCCGAAAACAAGAACCCUAACGAUGAGUCUAAGACAAUGCUCGGUGAGCCUCAGCUAUCGGACCUGCUCGCCUGGGUAAGCAAACCGCCACCAAAAGGAGUUCACUGGAAGAUCAUCGUCACCGGCGUCCCCUUUACCAAGAACUGGCACUUCGGCACAGAAGACACGUGGGGCGGCUACCUAUUCGAGCGGCGCAAGAUCCUCGAGGCAGCUUGGGAUCUCAGCUCCGCCCACGGCGUCGGGGUCGUCGUUCUCAGUGGCGACCGUCACGAAUUCGCGGCGACUUCCUUCCCGCCACCCAAAGACUCCAAGUGGCCGAUUAGUGCGACGGUACAUGAGUUCAGCACUAGUCCGCUCUCUAUGUUCUAUCUCCCAACCCGCACGUACGAUGAAACCGACGACGAGGACGUCUGCAUCAAGUAUCUUCCGGAUGGAAAUAGCAAGUUUGGCGCUGUUGAGAUUACGGCGCCCGACCAUAGCGAGCAGAGUCUACUGAAUUAUCGGCUGUUUAUUGAUGGCAAGGAGGCGUGGACACAUGUCAUUUCGACGCCGCCCACGAGGGACGGGAGCAAGAGGGCGAAGGAUGCGGUGUGGGGAUAGGUCACCCCGCUCAUUCUUCUCAGUCGUACUACUUUCUUUCUACGGGAACGCGAUCUAAGGUUCGCAUGGACAGCACGCAUUGAGCGGUGUUUGGGAUACAUCCGGGAUUUGUUCAGGACAUAGCAAGCGGUUCAUCGCACAAGGGGCAAACUUCUCUUCUGUAGGUAGACUAACGCUCUCAGACGAUCUGCGAGCUCCAUAAACGAGAAACUGCCUAGGUAUUCCAUUUCGACCUCGCCUUCUCUUCAUCCUCUCUGCUCCACUCACGCGGCAGCACCGCGAAGACAAGAUACGACGUAUGCGUCUUGAUCUCGGGUUCGGUGCGAUGCACCAGCCUCCCCUCCUUGAACAGGUUCCUGUUUUCCAAGUCCUUCUUCGCGCGCUCCAGCCGGUCAUGCUUCGACGGCGGUAC